Molecule: messenger RNA, 2253 nt
Organism: Staurois parvus
Lineage: Eukaryota; Metazoa; Chordata; Amphibia; Anura; Ranidae
Source: the annotation of a GenBank genome assembly
AUGAUGGCUUCAGCUGCAUCCCCGCCUCCCGCCGACCCCUCGGCCCCCAACAUGGUCACCCAGGAUUUCUGGAGGUCCCAGGUGUGUGGGUACACUUCAUCGGUUAAGGGUCACAUCAGCCAUCGAGCCAACAAUUUCAAAAGACAUCCAAAGAGAAGAAAACUAAUUCGUCCUUCACCUCCUCCGCCCCCCAACACCCCGUGCCCGCUCGAUCUCAUCGAUUUCGUAGACCUUCACCUCGAAGGUCUUUCAUGGAACUCUUGUUUAAUGGCUGCAUAUUGUUCGGCAUCGAGUUCUGUUAUGCAAUGGAGACGGCGUACGUCACCCCGGUGCUCCUUCAGAUGGGUCUUCCAGAUGAGUUCUAUAGCAUGGUGUGGUUUAUCAGCCCCAUCCUGGGUUUCCUCCUCCAGCCGUUAUUGGGGGCGUGGAGUGACACCUGCACAUCCAGCUUCGGCAGGAGGAGACCCUUCAUACUCGUCCUCGCCAUAGGAGCCUUAUUUGGCCUUACACUGCUGCUGAAUGGGAGAGACAUUGGCCUGUCUGUGGGAGAUUCCCAGUCCGACCAUAAAUGGGGCCUCAUCCUCACCAUCUGUGGAGUCAUCCUCAUGGAUUUCAGUGCAGACUCUGCAGAUAAUCCCAGCCAUGCCUACAUGAUGGACGUGUGCUCCCCAGGGGAUCAGGAUCGGGGACUCAACAUUCAUGCGCUGCUUGGUGGCCUUGGUGGUGGCUUUGGCUAUGUGGUUGGCGGCAUUAACUGGAACAAGACGAGUUUUGGAAAAGCCAUGGGAGGACAGUUACGGGUUAUCUAUCUGUUCACAUCAAUAACGCUGACCAUCAUGACCGUCCUGACCUUAAUCAGCAUCCCAGAAAAACCUCUUCAGUCCUUCAGCAAGAAGAAGAAGGUGAUGAAGAGCCCCAGUCUUACCCUUCCUCCGUCACCUCCCAUAUUUUUUGAAGAACAAGAAAACCACCAACAACCCUCCCAGAACUCCAACCACUUGUAUGCAAGCUUCACCAGUCCCAUCUCUCCUCUCAGCCCCCUCACACCAAAGUAUGGAAGCCUCAUCAGCCGGGACAAUUCUUUAACUGGAAUUAAUGAGUUUGCCUCCUCGUUUGGCAACAACCAACAUUGAUAGCGUUCUCAUUGACUGCUUUACCGGGGGACAUGAUGGAUUCACUACAACCUCCGGUAGUUUGCCAAGGCAGGCCAGCAGCCUUCCUCGAGUACCUGAGAAUCUGUACUGUGGUGGUAACCGUAGCCUGGACUCCGCAGACAACCCGACCAGUCCUUGCACAGAUAGAACCAGCUUAAGAGUCGGGUCUCUUGAUGCACCAAAGCCAAGAUCAUCGGGAAUUCUGAAAAGGCCGCAGUCCCUGGCCAUUCCAGAUGUAAUUACGGGAACUUGUCCUGAGAGCAGCCGAAGACGGAAUGUAACCUUCAGCCAACAGGUGGCUAACAUACUGCUGAACGGUGUAAAGUACGAAAGCGACCUGAAUGGAUCCACCGAGAUUUCCCAUCGAACGCUUUCCAUGAAAGUCCUGUGCUCGUCCAUCUGCCACAUGCCCAAAGCCCUGCGCAAUCUGUGCAUCAACCAUUUCCUAGGUUGGCUGUCCUUUGAGGGGAUGUUGCUCUUCUAUACGGACUUCAUGGGCGAGGUUGUCUUUCAGGGAGAUCCUAAGGCUCCGCACAAUUCUGAGGAAUAUCAUAAAUACAACGCCGGCGUUACAAUGGGAUGCUGGGGGAUGUGCAUAUACGCCUUCAGUGCCGCGCUCUACUCAGCCGUCCUGGAGAAGCUGGAGGAACAUUUCACCAUCCGCACUCUGUACUUCAUCGCCUAUCUGAUGUUUGGCCUGGGGACGGGUCUGGCCACGCUCUCCAGUAAUCUGUACAUCAUCCUGUCUCUGUGUAUUACACACGGCAUCCUCUUCUCCACACUCUGCAUCCUCCCGUACUCCCUGCUCUGCGAUUACUACCAGAAUAAGAGGUUUGUAGGCUCCAGCUCUGAAGGCACCAAGCGUGGGAUGGGGGUGGACAUCUCUCUCCUCAGCUGCCAGUAUUUCCUCGCCCAGAUCCUGGUCUCCAUCGUCAUGGGACCUCUGACGUCAAUCGUCGGCAGUGCCAAUGGAGUCAUGUACUUCUCCAGCCUCAUGGCGUUUGUGGGCUGCUUCUACUCCUCUUUAUUUGUUAUCUACGACAUUCCACCAAGUGGAGAUCUGGAUGACGAGGAGCAGCCGCUUCUACUGAACAUCUGA